This is a messenger RNA of Hydra vulgaris (swiftwater hydra), 1314 nucleotides long. The record is from RefSeq and is a predicted model, not a curated record. Lineage: Eukaryota; Metazoa; Cnidaria; Hydrozoa; Anthoathecata; Hydridae.
AUGCCAGAUUCGGAAAAAGAAAAACAAAACAUUAAAACAGAAUUAUGUAAAAAAUGGAUUCAUGCUUCUGGUAGAAAAUCUUUUAAUAUUAACAAUAUAAAGAAAGAUACGUGUAUUUGUUCGUUACAUUUUUUGAAAGCAAAGUCUAAGCAAAAGGCAGAGACAUCGGACCUUGUUGAUUUUCAAAUAGAAAGUGUUUCUCAAUCUUAUUGCGGACUUUAUGCAAAAAAUGAUUUCACUGAAGGCAGUGAUAUCCUAGUUAAAAUCAGUAGGAAAUUAAAUGAUCAUUGUAAUUCUUUAGUUUUAAAUGAAUCAAAUAAUAUUAUUGUUAAAACUUGUGAUCAGUCUACGCAAACCAUUUAUGAUAAACAUCUACUUGCAUCAGAAAUUGAAAUAGUUAUUUUAAAAAGAAGUCUAGACAAUUCUAUUCGAUUUCCCUCAACAUCUUAUUCAAGUUCUUCCAGUAUAUCAAGUGUACCAUAUAAUAAUUUCAUGCCAAUGGAGUAUAUUUUAUCUUCUGAAGUUAAAUGUAAAUAUUUUAUUGGUUUAACAUCGGCUCAAUUUUCUAGCUUAUAUGAUUUUCUUGGACCUGCAAAAUUCAAUCUCUUCUACUGGAAUAGUUCAAGAAAAGUUAAAAACUCAACAGAUUCAUCUAAGCUAUCACUAAAAGAACAGUUGUUUGUUACAUUAUUAAGACUUCGUCGAGGGUUUAAUAUAUUUACUCUUGCUCAUAUGUAUAAUGUGAAACGUGAAGUUUUCAAAAGAACAUUACCUAAAGAAUUUCGAACAUUCAAAAAAAUCCGUGCUACUAUUGACUGUACAGAGUUUAGAUGUGAGGUUCCAAGAAAUUAUGCUCAACAAGGAAACACAUAUUCAUCAUACAAGCAUCAUUGCACUAUGAAAUGUCUUAUUGCUGUGAAUCCUAAUGGUGCAGCUUGUUUUGUAUCAGACUUGUGUGAGGGAAGCAUCACAGAUGUUGAUAUAUUUAACAAAUGUGGUAUUAUGAAACAUAUUAAUCCGGAAGACAUAUUUCUUGUAGAUAAAGGGUUUAAAAUUCAACAUUUACUUUUAGAAAAAGAAGCUACUUUAUUUAUUCCAACUUUUUUGGGUAAAGGAGAAAAAUUUACUGCAGAAGAAAUAAUGCUGACAAAAAAAAUUGCGAAAGCCAGGAUCCAUAUAGAAAGAUUUAACGAGCGUUUAAAAAAGUUUAGAAUGAUUGAUUGUGUUAUACCUCAAUCGUUAACACCAAUAGCUCCUCAACUUGUUUUUGUUGCUUCAUGCCUGGUUAACUUUCAAGAUUGUUUGUGUGUUUAA